This is a messenger RNA of Notothenia coriiceps (black rockcod), 1664 nucleotides long. RefSeq names its product endonuclease domain-containing 1 protein-like. Lineage: Eukaryota; Metazoa; Chordata; Actinopteri; Perciformes; Nototheniidae. The coding region runs from base 5 to 781 and encodes 258 amino acids. Gene Ontology annotation, molecular function: hydrolase activity; nucleic acid binding; metal ion binding. The record is from RefSeq and is a predicted model, not a curated record. The transcript has 2 exons.
GUACAUGGGCACGCUGCCUCGAGGGCUUCAGCAGCUGUCUUUUAAAAAGAUUUGCCAGUUCUACGAGGGCAAACCACGAUUCGUCACCCUGUUCGACACCUUCAGCCACAUCCCCAUUUAUUCUGCGUACACCUUCAAGCGCUCGGACGGCUCCAAGAAGGUGGAUGUGCCUUGGAUGUAUGAACCACAGCUCUCCACAGUGUCUGAUUCACGUGAGAUGCAGCCCUUCCCUUCAGAAAACCUUCACAAGAGCUUUGAGGAUGCUCAGGCCGUGCUUGAAGACUACUCCAACAGUGUCAUGUUUGAACGUGGUCAGCUGAAUCCGGACGAGCACCAGGGCGACAUCCAUGACAAAGCCUCCACCUACACGCUGACAAACGUGGUCCCUCAGGUCAGAGAGUUCAACAUUGGCCCCUGGAAAGAUCACCUGCACAUGAUUCGCAGGCGGCUCAACAACUACUGUCGUGGCACCGCAUAUAUAGUCACCGGGGUCACGACCUCUGGGCACAGCAUCCGCAGACACAACAUCAACCGCCUGGGCAUCCCCACCUACCUGUGGUCGGCAUACUGCUGCAUCGAUUUUGACCACAAUGCACCAUUCUCCGAGCGCUCAAAGUUUCCUGUGUUUGCAGCUCACGGGCUCAACGACAGGGAGGAUAACAAGGUCCAGGAGAUGACGGUGCAGCAGCUGGAGGACUUCCUGAAGAAGGUUACCUAUGUCGACAGCUCCUUCCAGAUCUUCUAUGCCAACUGCGUGGCUCUCAAUAGUGCCAUGCCGUGAGAGAAGAAGAUUGGUCCUUUUAUAUUUAUGCAAUUGUCUUUAAGAUUCCAAAUUCAGCCGUCAAAUAGGAGUAAAUAUUGAAUUACUUUAUGCAGUUUUCUGGGGUAAUUUAAACUUGAUGCUCCCUUGUCUCAAUUUCUUCACCAAUAUAUAAUCUAGUAUAUCUUUAUUUGCUCUUUGGCAGCUUGUUUGCAGAUUGAAAUGUAAAUCCCACCACCACUAUUACACUGAUCUUUUCUUAUUUAACGUGGUCAAAGUGUAAAGAAUAUAACCCCAAAGGUCCUCUUAAAAACUUUUCCGAGCACCAUUUGCUGAGAAGGAUGUGUUUUGAAAGCUCUGAAAAGAUACUAAGUGAAACUUUGAGCUUAGAUUUGUAUUCAUAUAAUUGUCCCCAAAGGUUAAAAUUGGUCUUACAUUAAAACAUUGGUCGGAGUAAAACAUUUGAAAUGAUGUUGUACUUGAUGGUGCGUCAACUAGCUUGUGUUGCGAGUUCACUCACCAUGAAAACCCUAAAUGGUUGUACUCUUCCUUCACUCUAUCCUUAUCUGAUGUUAAUUUACUGACUGGGAACUACUCCAGCCUCUGUAGGCCUUUUGUUCAUCACCGACAGAUUAGACCAGCAGUUUUACAUCCAGCCUCUUAACUGCAGCUAUACACCUUUAUAGUAACCAACACAGAGAAACUCAUGACCAACUGGUGUACAAUCCACAUUCUGACUUAUCAGUCUGUUAUCCUCAACAAGACUAUUCCCAUCAAAUAGUUUUACUUAUCAUUGAAUAAUAGGAAUUAGUGUAUCAGAAUAGCAAACAGUAAAAAAUGAAAUGGGCUCAGCUUAUUUUGUUAUUUUUGAGGUACCUCCUUUUCUUUACAUUUGGAUUUCAAA